Molecule: messenger RNA, 4188 nt
Organism: Cladocopium goreaui
Lineage: Eukaryota; Dinophyceae; Suessiales; Symbiodiniaceae
Source: the annotation of a GenBank genome assembly
AUGCAGGACUUAGUCAUGGAAAAGCGUCUACUGGUGAGAGCAGUGAUGGGAGCACUCAACCCUGCAGACAUUGCCACCAAGAGACUCAGCGCAGCAAGGCAUCUCACAAAUCAACGACAACAGGGCCACAGCCAGGCACAGAUCAACCUUUUGAUUAGCGCCUUGAGCGUGCUUACUCAGCUUCAAGGGUGUUCUGACGCCAUGGAUUCUUUGGCAACUGGAGGAUGUUUCUUCAAUGCCGUGUUUUUGUUCACAUGGCUGCUGGGUUUGAUUGGCUACAUUUACCUGGCCAUCCGCCCUGGUGAACUCCUGAAGAAUUUUGAUUUUGUGAGCGAUGCUGAAACUUCGAGCACUGAUGCCACAGAGGAUCCAAUGGACAACAGCUCGAACAGCGAUGCCUCUGACCAUCCAGCUUGGUCCGAAGAAGGCAUGGUUCACUGGCUUUCUGAACGAUGUGAGAGGAGGCUGGAAAAGGCUGUUACAAAACAGGAUCCCACGAGGACAAAUCAGUACUUGGCCCGACAGGGUAUUCUGAGUGACAUGUUGGCUGCUUUGGAGGUGGCCACAGCAGAAACCAGGGGCCACAUCAAACAGGUCCUUGAGGACAUCACGGAUUUGUCAAGUGAUGAGGACUCACCCACUAUGAACACAGGUGGCCAUGACAUAGCUCUGAAUUCUGGAGUUCCGACAGGUAUUGCCACAGCUUUUGUGCAUGGAGUAGCUGGUAUGACCCUUUGUGGAUGCGACUUCGGUGACAUCGAAAUCUCCAAUAACAGCAGUGUGAUCCCUUUCACAACUAUGGUCUUGACUGCAUGGUCCUUGGCACUUGGUGGAUACACAUGGUACUGGUUGAGACAGCCUGUCAGGCCAGUGUUCUUCCCGCCAACGACCUUGGCGACACAUGCAGCUGAAGCUGAACCACAGGUCAAUGAGGACUUGCAACUUGAAGGGAGCCUGCUGGAGCGGCUGCGCAUGGCUGAGGUGAUUGCAGACACAUGCAACCUCAGCGAGGAUGAUGAGUCCCCGCAGCAUGGCUUGGGAGAAGAUGAAAAACAUCUUCAGUUGGCUGAAGCCGACAAGGCCUUUCGUGCCAUCAUGACUCUCCUCGAGUACGACAGGUUCGAGGAGGUGACGAAGCUGGUCGGACAGCUUGGAGGAGCACUUCGUGAGGUGGUGCCAGAAAGCCCCAAGUCUGAUGAGGAGAUGGCCGAAGAGACACCAGCAGAGAGAGCACAAAGGUAUAUGAACUGUGGACAGUCUGAAGCAUCAGACCCUGACCUCUGGGCAGACAUACACUACGGCCCGAGAAAUCGCCGAGAUGUGACACAGCCAGAGGAUGCAGCUACUGAAGCUGCAAAUGCUGCAGCUGAAGCCACAAAGGCCUUGAAGGCCCAACAAUCUUCGAGAUCAAGCUUCCAGGAGGCAUCAAAAGUUGUUUGUCUUCCUGAACCUUUUGGCAGUGAAAGCCAUGAGGACGACUUGGCACGAUGGCAGGACUUUCAAGUGAAUUUUCGAGCUUGGUUGUACUAUGGGAACCCUUUGUUUGAACAAGAUCUACAUAGAACUGAGCUGCAUGGUGCAAGUCCUAUUCCUGCUGUUUCUGGUGAACCUGAUGAGGUGCAACAGCGAUGCAAACAACUGUACAGUAUCUUGACAGGUCUUCUUCGAGGAAAACCUCUUCGACUGCUUCGACAGGUGACAGAGCGAAAUGGCUUUGAAGUUUGGAGACAGUUGAUUCAGUUGUACCUGCCCAAGACGAAAUCUAGGUCCAUAUCGCUGUUGUCAGCCCUCAUGAACAUCCCCAACUUCACCACCAAGGACCGGACACUUUUGGAUCAGAUUCUUGGUCUUGAGCGUUUACGCUCUGAGUAUGUGCUUUCAGACGAGACCCAGAGCGUUGCUGGCAGUGCUGCGCCUUCGACAGCUUCGACUUCUUUGCCUUCAAGUGCUAGUGCUGUGCGUCUCUUUAGCGCUAUGGCCUCACCUGUAAUUGAAGAGCUCUGCAGUGAAGAUUCUGACUUUGAGUUGCGCGACCUCACUGUUUAUGAUACCGGUGGCAACAUCAACAUGGUUUCACAUGCUGAAGUUUCAUUUGAUGACAACCUUUGCAUGGCCGACACAGCAUACAUGGAGCGUUUUGUGCACUUUGAUAUUUCAUAUAGUGAUGAUGAUGAUUCAUGGAUUUUUUGCAAUUCACCCAGCUUUGACUUGCUUUCCAGUGAUGUUUGCAUUUCUGACGAAGUGGACUGUAUUCGAGCAAUUGGGUCUACCAGCCCUACGCCUGUGGAGGUGGUGCUGGACUCUGGUGCUGAUGGCUCGGUUUUACCACUUGAAUAUGCCCACAUUGGUUUGCACGAUGAAAGUUUUCACAAGGACUCUGCAUAUGUUGAUGCCCAAGGUAAGCCAAUAAAUGUGCGGGGAGCUAGGAUUGCUGAAGUUCAACUAGGAUCAGUGCGCUUCAAAGAACGUUUCAUUAUUGCUGCUGUCACUUCACCACUCAUUUCAAUGGGUAGACUGUUGAAGGAUGGAUGGUGUUUGGAAAACAAUGGUGGUACUAUGAAACUUGUGAGAGCUGGCAGGAGCAUACCAGUUCAUUUCAAACGAAACUCACUUUGUGCACAUGGUAGCAUUAGGAUGCUGAAUGUUGUGGACGAUUCUUCAACGCCCACUGCCCAAGAGUGCAAGGAACACGUCAGAGCCCUUGCGUUGAGUGAACCACUUUCAAGUCUUGGUCGAGGUUGGAUUCAACUUUCUGAAAAUGUUUAUGCACUACGUAGUAUCUCACCUCAACAUGUUGAUACAACUUUUUGCGUGAGUGAUGCACUAUUGUGGUUGCGUACAACAUUGGUCAAGCAUGAUGAUGAUACAUGGCACUUGGAUGAGUUUUGUGAAAAUAUUUCAGAAAUGGACUCACGAGUUAGUCCAAUUGAGUCUGCAAAGAAAGUUGCGGAGGUGAUCACAAUUGCCCACACGGAGUUUGUUCCACCUGAGGCCCUCGGUUUUUCAGUUUAUGAUGAUGCGGUUGUACCUGCACUCUCAAGUUCUUUUCGUGCUUCAGCUUCAUCCAGUUCAGCUCCAUCUUCAUCUGCGCCCAGGCCUGCAGCUGAUGCCAAUGCAGCGCCUGACCCUGUUCCUGCUGCCGCUGAUGAACAAGAACUGCCAGUGGCUGAUAGAGAAGUUGGUGUAGAAGUUAGAGAAGUUUUGAUAGAUGGAGUCAAGCUGGACAGCAACUCAUCGUUGAACACUUUGAGAGGUGCAUGCGAUGCCCUUGGACUUUCGAAGGGAGGAGGCAAGGUCAAACUAUUGCAAAGACUUUGGGAACACUUGCAAGCUCAAGAACUUAUUGCAGCUCACUCUGCAGAACGCAACUUGCAAGGUGAACAGAUGAGACCAGCUAUAGGCCAACCAGUUCCUGCUGAACCAACGGAAGCGCAACGUGCCCAGCACAAUUUGGUGCACUACCCAUAUGCUGCAUGGUGUGAACUUUGUGUUGCAAAUCAUGCCAGGCAAGAUGGACAUGAACCUCAACCACAUGUCGACUCAGGCCACAGUUGUAUUUCUUUCGACUUUGGCUAUGCUGCACGAAACGAUGAUGAUGACAAAAUUUGUGCACUUUUCUUGCAUGGCAGGCACACUGGUGCCAUGCAUACGGUGCCUACACCCCAGAAAGGUGGACGUUGGCUCAACCACCUAUGCACGGAGUUUUGCAGGUUCAUACUUUGGCUUGGUCAUGAAACAAUUUCACUGAAGUGUGAUCAGGAGCCUUCGACUUUGUCUUUGCUGGAGGCCGUGAGGAAAACAUGUAGGUGCUUGGGAGUCAAAACAAUUGUUGAGACUGUUGCCCCUGGCAGCCAUGCUUCAAACGGAGCGGCAGAAGUCACAGUGAAGCUGCUUCGACGUCAGGCCAAUUUACUGAUACAACAACUGGAACGUGGCUGUGGAAUCCCAGAAGGUACAAUUGGAUGUCAACACCCUUUGUAUUCAUGGUCACUUCUUCAUGCGGCAUGGUUGCAUAACAGGUACGUUGUGAAACAGGGACACACUGCUUAUGAACUUUGUGCAGAUAGGACCUACAGUGGUCGAGUAGCCAUGUUUGGUGAAUGUGUCUUAGGAUUACCUACGACAGUCAGCCAAAGGAGCCCCACAAUGGACGAAAGGCAUUUGGCUUGGGAAAACAAUCAACAAUGA